CUUGCAAAAUAUUGACUAUGAUGAAGUGAAUUCCGAUGGGAAUCAAAUUUUCGCAAGGAGAGCUCGUUCCCCAAACUUGAAAGCGUCCCGGGUUUUAAGCUUUCCCCGACACACCGUAGUCUUUGGCAAGAUUUUCUUCAAGAUAUUUACCUCCUCUGGAACAGCUACAGCGGGGAAGAGUCAGAAAAAGUCCGUCAGCUAAUGGAGAAGCUGAAAGCUGAUUGUAAAUCCGACGAUAACGAUUCGAGAAGAGGAGAGGAUGCCGAGAAUCAUAACGAAGGCGGAGAUUGUGUUGAAAAAGCCGUACACGCAAAGUCAAAAACAGAAGAUUCUUCAAGUCAAACAGAAUUUUAUGAAACUUUGCAUCAACAGCUGGAGGCUUUGAAAGAUGAGUUUCACCCAGCGAGAGAAGAAAUGGAAAAAGCAUUUAUUAAAGAGAAAGACCACCUUGAAACCAAGUUGAGGGAUGAAUACAGCGAGAUUAUUAAGACAAAAGACGACCUCAUCCGGGUUCUCACCGAGGAGAAGGAUUUUUUUCUGAAUGAACUCCGCCAUCUUAGGAAAUCGUUCGAUCUUUUUACUAAACAUGUCCAUCGAGAUGCGCUCCAACAUCCGGGCUGCUGUGAUUGUCUAAAGGGCCUGGGUGCAAGCUCAGGAGAGCGCGGAAAUUUCGAAGUUCAAGGAGAAGGCAGUUGCGAUGGUAACACGAACCUCGAUCGUGAAGAACUUCUGAGCGUGCUACGCAAACAAGAAGAAGUUUUGUUGAAAUCAUUUGAAAGAGAAAAAGCCGAGAUGACAGAGAGGUUCGAACAAGACAAAAUGACGGUUAGGAAACUUACCGAAGACGAAUGUCGAGCGAGGUAUGCUUAUGAACGAGCUUACCUGCUCCAGAGUAUAGAUGGACUCAAGGAAGGACUGGAUUGUUUGAGGAUUCAGAAAGAUGAACUCGCUAAAAUAUUUGAGGGCGAGAAAAAUGCAAUAGAGCUUAAUUACAAGAGAAAGGAGGAUGAACUACGAAGAAAUUUGAGACUAGAACUCCAACGCAAAAUUAUUCAUGCUCAGAAGCCCUGGACACAGACAAAGAUUUAAGGGUGCAAUGUCCAUUUUUUCCGUUGCUAAAUGCCGGAAUUAAAAAUACUCUUCAUGGAUGGGGGAAGGGGGGAAUAGAUUUGAAGUGACCGGCAGGUGUUUCCAGCAGUUAUUGUUUUCUUAUAGAUACUCCUGUUAAUUCGAUAGUAUUAAUAGAAACAUGUCAAUAACGCAUGUUAAUGCCUUUUACUCACUGCUGUUGCAGCGAAAAGUCGAAAAAUAUAUGUAUCAAAAUAUAAAUUAUAUUA
Molecule: messenger RNA, 1337 nt
Organism: Pocillopora damicornis (cauliflower coral)
Lineage: Eukaryota; Metazoa; Cnidaria; Anthozoa; Scleractinia; Pocilloporidae
Source: RefSeq, a predicted model, not a curated record